This is a messenger RNA of Columba livia (rock pigeon), 1287 nucleotides long. It is a transcript of the gene UCK2, whose product is annotated as uridine-cytidine kinase 2. The transcript has 7 exons. The record is from RefSeq and is a predicted model, not a curated record. Gene Ontology annotation, molecular function: ATP binding; ribosylnicotinamide kinase activity. Lineage: Eukaryota; Metazoa; Chordata; Aves; Columbiformes; Columbidae. Bases 224 to 1009 code for a protein of 261 amino acids. Gene Ontology annotation, cellular component: cytoplasm.
GAGGCGGGGGCCCAUGUGGCCGGCGUGCUGCGCCGUUCCGUUCCGUGCCCGCCCGCCGGCAGGCUGGGCCGGAGCAUGUGCAGCUGCGGCAGGCACCUGGCAGGGAGCCGCAGCGCCGGGGAUGUGAACCAGGCGGGGAGGAAAGGCCCUUGACUCAUCAGAUAAAUCCAGCCCCGCACGGUAGAGCGAAGGCGGAGGAGGCGGCGGCAGCGAGCAGGGGAGGAUGGCGGGGGACAGCGAGCAGAGGCUGGAGGAGCAGGGGCAGCCCAGCGGCAGCGAGCCCUUCCUCAUCGGGGUCAGCGGCGGCACGGCCAGCGGCAAGUCCUCAGUGUGUUCCAAGAUCGUCCAGCUGCUGGGGCAGAAUGAGGUAGACUACCGCCAGAAGCAGGUGGUGAUCGUGAGCCAAGACAGCUUCUACCGGGUCCUCACCUCGGAGCAGAAAUCCAAAGCGCUCAAAGGCCAGUUCAAUUUUGACCACCCAGAUGCCUUUGACAACGAGCUGAUCGUGAAAACGCUCAAAGAGAUCACGGAAGGGAAGACGGUCCAGAUUCCCGUCUAUGACUUUGUCUCUCACUCCAGGAAAGAGGAGACGGUGACCGUUUACCCCGCCGACGUGGUGCUCUUCGAAGGCAUCCUGGCUUUCUACAGCCAGGAGGUGCGGGAUCUCUUCCGCAUGAAGCUCUUCGUGGACACAGAUGCAGACACCCGGCUGUCCCGCAGAGUGCUACGAGACAUCAGCGAGCGAGGGAGGGACCUCGAGCAAAUCUUAUCUCAGUACAUCACCUUUGUCAAGCCUGCCUUCGAGGAGUUCUGUUUGCCAACCAAGAAGUAUGCCGACGUGAUCAUUCCCAGGGGAGCAGAUAAUGAAGUGGCCAUAAACCUGAUAGUGCAGCACAUCCAGGACAUUCUUAACGGAGGACUCAGCAAACGCCAGAGCAAUGGCUACCUGAACGGCUACACUCCUCCCCGCCAGCGGCAGCCCUCAGAGUCCAGCAGCCGGCCUCACUGACCCCGGGCGGCAGGCAUGAGGCUGGGGACGGAGGGCACUCGGGGCCCUGCCACUGCCCCUCUGUACAUACUGUCCGUUCAUUCCCCCCUUAUCUAUUUAAGAAACCAGACGGAGACGAAUGCCUUUAAUUUUUGUAUGUUGGAAAUGCCGAAAUGAGAAGCAGCCGGCUGCUUGGGAGCCUGGACCGCCCACAGCUCCUGGCCUUGCUCAAUAACUCCUCCAGCACAGAACCGGCUAUAAAUCUCUAUAAAUAUAGAAUUGCUCUAUUUUUGUGUAAA